AUGACAAAGUCCACCUCAGACAGCUCCAAGUCGAGCAAGCGCAAGGGCACUCGAAGCGUAUCCACUUUGACUCCCGCCCAGCUAGCUCGCAAGAGAGCAAACGACCGUGAGGCCCAACGCGCCAUCCGGGCACGCACCAAGGAACAUAUCGAGAACUUGGAGCGCGAGCUCGAGGAGCUGCGCAGUGUAUCGAGUCGAGAUGAUACCGUCCAGGACCUUCUCAGGAGAAACAGAGCGCUCGAAGACGAACUCCACCGGUUGAGGGAAAGCAUGGGUAUCGCCUCCAACGGUCCGCGCAACUACUACCAGCCUUCAUACCACCACAGCCCAACGUCGCGAACAUCAGCUCCUGGGGCUGUUGCAGAGUACCCCGGUAUGGAGAUGGGAGCUUAUGAGACCCUGUCCAGCCCCGGGGAUGCGUGGCCAUCCACCGUAGCCUCCACAAUCCCCUCAACAGUCUCGAGCCCCUCGUCGUCUGGAGCUACUGAUGACCUCGGUGGUGCCUACUACCCCACAAGCGCACCAUCAAUCAUGGACAGGCCAGGUAUGUCCUCGAGCAUGGGCUCACCCACUGUCUCGAGCAUCAGCGGCAAGUCAGGCUACGACGACAUCAAGCCAGAGGCCAGACAUCGGAUGCCCACCGCUCAGCAUGCUGUCCAUCCCACAAGCAUACCAGCAGCCACCUCCAUGGAACAUGUACCCAAUGUACUACACAGCGUCGCCAACUCUGUGAGGAGUCAGACAAGCACACCUCAUUGGGAAACUCCGGGCUUGAUCACACCACCGCUUACUCAGAGCGAUGCUCUCUUGAAUGGUUACAUUCAGGAUUGUCGUCGCUUGGUUGGCAUGGAGGGUGUGAAGCCACACCCGGAAGUCAUAUUCGGACCCGGUUGUCCGAACAUCAGGCGUCUUAUAGAGACGCAUUGGAAUCUCGCUUCCAUUGUACAGCAAUCACCUUUACCCCUGUCACCGCCAGCACAUCCCUUGGUUGAGCUUGCGACGACCUUGUUCGACAAUGACGGACUCGUCAUGACACUCGAACGUGUCGGAAGCUUUCUACUUUUCCAGCGUAUCCUGGCUUGGCUGGUUCAGCCAUCACAGGAAACUGCAGCUGGGCUUGGCAACAACUUUGCACCCACUUCUGCCCAGCGAACUAUUUCACACGGCCAAUGGGUCGACUUUCUCAUGUGGGCACAACUGCGAGAUGCUGUCAUUCAAAGGCAGGAAGUUUACGCAAACGAUGAAUUCCGUCACCUGUAUAACACAAGUCUCCGCCUACUCAACUGGGCUGGCGGGCCAUCGCAGGCCUUGUUGCCCGACUAUGCUUCUGGCGCAAUUUAUCUCACUCAACAAUUCAUCAGCCAUGUACUUAACAUCGAGAACUGGGCAUUGGAAGAGCGGUUUUUCCGGCGUUAUCCUGAACUUGGGGUUUUGUUGCCUUUGGUUAGGCAAACUACAUGA
Molecule: messenger RNA, 1461 nt
Organism: Pestalotiopsis fici W106-1
Lineage: Eukaryota; Fungi; Ascomycota; Sordariomycetes; Amphisphaeriales; Sporocadaceae
Exons: 4
Coding region: 1-1461 (486 amino acids)
Biological process (GO): regulation of DNA-templated transcription
Molecular function (GO): DNA-binding transcription factor activity
Source: RefSeq, a predicted model, not a curated record